GUUGUUUAGCAGAAAAUCUCCUAAUCACGUUGAUAAUCUCGCAUUUCUUGUUUAUAUUUAUUUAUGCUACUUGACCCUGGUGCACAGAAAUUUGCACAAAGACCACGUACAGCACGUACAUUUUAAUACAAAUUACAAUCAUUUUUCACAAUAUUGCUUACAGAUCGAUAGAAAAAUCAAUAAUUUAGUAAACAACGCGCGGAAAACUCGGAAAAAAUAUAAUUUAGACCGAUCUGCAUGACAAUUUGUGCUCUCAUUUGGCCAUUUAUUGUGGAAUAAUUGAGAUUCGAAGCUUAUUUCUGGAGUCUAUUAUUUUACAACCAGACAAAAAGUGUUUUUAGCCAUACCGAAUAUUACAGUGAGUGACAGUAAAUUAUAGACAAUUGAAACUCUGAGACUUUGAGAUUUGAUUUUUUUCCUUUAUUAAUUUACCUUUAUUUACAACAAAUUACCCAACUAAACAACGUGAAAUGAAAAAUGGUAAAGAAUCCAAAAAAAGAUCGUAGUAUUUUAUUUUUAAGUGUAGACAAUAGUUGAUUUUCAGUUGCUCUUCACUUUAUCCGAAUUAUUAUUUUCUUCUGAUGACGAUUCAACACGAGGCUUAAGUAUUCUUCAAGGUCUGCAAUAUGUAAAAUACUGAAAUAUUGUGAUUAUUCAGAAUAAAAAGAAGUGAGAAUCCGUUAUCUCGCAUCAGGAGAGCAAUAAACAAUUGUCGCCUGUGAAUUAUGAAGCGCUCAAGCUGCGCGCACACUCGCCAAUCGCCAGUGGAAGACUGAGUGGGGGCAAUUUGAUGCCACCCAAUCCUUGCCCGCUUAGGCUCUGCCUUCCCCAGUGCUCCAAAUAUCACUGCAUAUAAAGCACUAAAUCCCAUUGUGUGCGGGCGUUCAUUGCAAGAAAAUUUUUGUACAUUGAAAGCCGACAAUCUCUACUAGAACUGCGUGGUGUUGCAAAUAUGGAUCCGCACAUGAACUUUCUGUGGAUAGUGAAAAGUAGUGUUAUUGAAGUUUUAAUUGAGGAUUUUAAGAAGUGCUAAUUGAUAACAUCACAAACAUGGCUGACACUUGCGACAGUUUAUUUUGCAGUCAGGAAACUCAGCUUUUUGUGCCUUUCGUGUAUGAAGAUAUUUCAAGUGAUGAAGAAGAGUUACCUGUUGAACAGGAAGUUCCUCGUGAUGACAACGAGUGCAUCUCGAAUAUAAUCCCGAAGAUGGAGGCAAUCGAUUGGGGGGAGAUAAUACACAAUGUGAGAUUGAACCAAGGAUUGAACGGUGUUGAUUCAGUCAAUGUAAUUUCCGACUGCAUUGAUAUCACCGAUGAGGAUGAUAAUGAUGAAGAACAAUCAGCAACGGCUACGGAUGUAGGAGAAAUUGAGAUCACCAUGAAGAAUGCUGAGACUAGAAAGAGGAGACAUUCUAGUGAGUUUGAGAAAUCUGUGGCUGAGAAGAGAGUGAAAAUCAAUGAUGAAAAUGAGAACCCAAAGAAAUUGACUCAAUAUUCUGACAGUUCUUCACAAACUGAGGCCAAACCAAUGGAAAGCAUUGGCAUCCAAACGCUUCAGAUGAUUUCACACAAUGUCUCGGUUCAGACAGAUGCACGUCCAUCAGUUGUGGACACAUCUUGCCAGACAGAUCCAUUACCACUGGAUUCUUUGGUGGCUCCAAAGUGUAAAUGUCUGCAGAGAAAGACUUCUUCUUUUGACAUGUCGAAGGAGGAACGAAGUCUAAUGCAGCGAUCAAUAGAUCUAGUCCACAGCCAAAGCAUAAAGAAAUUCGUUAAACUCUGUGCACUUUUCCAAUCAGCGAAGGAUCAAGUCAAUUAUAUUAUGAAACACUUCGCAAACACCAACGAGUACGAUUGGGAUGAGGAGCUGGGCAAAAUUCAGGAGAUGAAGCGAAUGCUAAUGAAGAGGGCGACAGAUUGCUUGCGCGAAACAAAAUCUGUAUACAAAAUGCUGACCGGCGAUGAAAAAGAUUGCUUUGAGAAGAUCGUUAUUGAUGUCACCGUCAAAUGGGUAUCGGAACCUCAUUGUCCCAUUCAGGUGAAUCUGCAGCCGGAUCCGUUCAAGUGGAUGACUAAAUUUAUUAGCGACAAGAUGAAGGAAAUUGUUGAUGUGACAGAAGACAAUGCAGUGAGCAUGGAAGGCACCAAAGAGUGCGCCAGUUUGAAGAGAGAAGGUGAGGUUGAGGUGAAGAGUCCUGUGCAAGACGAUCUAGCUGGCGAAGCUUAUCCGAGUGAAGGAGUGACUUCACGCACAAACGCACCAAUGAUAUGCAUUCCCAUGGACUCGGAACCAUUACUGGCGAGUAGUGAAAGCAGUGAAGCGAAACAAACAAACUCCGCUUCUGCUCCAGCUGAGGAACAAGUGACUGAUCCGGUGGUUGUUUCCUCGGCUGUCUCCCAAAGUCUAGAAACUGCGUCUGUCUCGCAGCAGACUGAGUCAGUCCAACAAGAUCACGGUGAAUCGCCCACAAUUUUCUCCGAUGCUGAUCUCACAACUUUGGCGAAUAUUGUUAGUCAAGCUCAAUUGGAUUUCAAUGCAAAUCCCACCAAUACGCAAGCGCCAACAGUCUCUUCUGCUACUGUUAACGUCCCAUGUGAAGUCACUCAAUCUGUGCCAUAUCUGCCGUCAGUUUCGUCUGUGCCGCAGUUCUCUGUUGAUAAUCCGUGGCAGAGUAACCAGCAAAAUCUACCAACGGUUUCACAGUCAUAUAGAAUAUGCGUAGUUCCGUUUUCGGAUACUUUGGGAAGAGUGCAAGAAAAUCAACUGAUGCCACAAGGACAGAGGAGGGAUGCAGCUCCGCCGCCAUAUAACGAACAUCAUAUGCUUGGGACCUAUCGGCAUCAGAUACAUAACAUGAGAGAUUGGCAGCCAAACUAUCAGCAGAUUCCACAGGCGCAACCUUUGCAACAAAGACCGCAAUACUGCACUCCGUUUCCAAUGCAAGGAAACCAAAGAUAUUCCGAACUGAUGCCAAAUGCUAUUAGGAAUUUGCCACAACAGUUUCAUAUAAUACGGCAGAUGCUAAAUCAGAACAAUCCACUUCCACCAGUGAAUUCAAGCAUCAACUCUCAUGCUGGACAGCUGCACAGAAGUCAACAGAUUCCGGAACAAAUACGCCCAAUUCGACCAGAUCAAACCACAUCACAAAGAACACCGCUGUGGAAUCAAUCGUCCCACACUCCACUGCAUGGAAUGCAACAAUGGUGUCAGAAAUCAUUACCAACUAACUACGCUAAAAACGUGAUGGCACACUCAAAAUUUCCUGUGAAUUCUGCACAACGACCAAUUUUUCCUUCGAAGCCAGCGAUCCAGACACCAUCAGGGCGAUCACCUGAAAAUGGGCAAGUAAGAUCUAGAGUACUUGCUCCUCCGCGUCGUGCAUCAGUAUCAUUCCUUCCAACAUUGGCACAAUUACCAAUAUUAGACAUCCAACGAGUGACUACGACAACAACGUAUCAGCCUAUGAUGGUCCAACAAACUCCUCAAGGAUCUUCGCAAUUGAGAAAAAAUGUGCCAGAGAAUAGUAAGAAGCCAAAUACUUCAGUCAAGAAAGCUAAGUCACGCGCCAAAACAACAUCACAGACGCAGAAAAUAUCUGUUAGACCAUUGGAGCAAAUGUUGCCUCAAAAAACUCAGACGCAACCUGCCUCAGUAAUUACUUAUAACUUGCCGCAAGGUGUUAUUGUAUCACAUGGAGCUGCACUUUCUGCCGAUUCUCCACAGCAGUCACAGGAUUUGCCAAAGACAACAGCCCAUUCCGAUCAGACUUUGGUAGUGAACAAUCCAACUGUAUCUGUUCGACCACUCGAUCUAACAGCUUCUCAGGUAACAUCCACAACAACGCAGGACAGCGAUGUCAGUCCUGAAUCACUUUUGCUCACGCCUCAGGAAUUGAUGCCACCACUACCUGUUCCUGUUUCACGUCAUGAAGGUGAUGGAAACACGUUUGCUGACAAGGAUCCGGCGAGCUUGCUCAAGCCAGCAAUAAACAAGAAUACGCAAACCCAAGACAACCAGCAGCCUUUGAAAAGUCCCAAUGAUAACGUUAAACCUAUUGUCAUCGAGGAAAACUUGCGGAAAGAUCAUCCAGUCGCACCCGACACAAACCGAGGGAAUACACAAGACAAAGGGAUAAAUCUGGGAAAGGUGAAGGAAUCUAUGAAGGCGUGUCUGAUUUGCGGCAUGUCCAGCAACAUGGUCUGCGGUGAGUGCCUGAGUGGAGUUUAUUGCACGCUGGAUUGUGCGAACGAAGACGAAGAUCAUCAAUGCGAUAACACUGCACUCAUAGUCUUCGGUCAGGCAGAUCAGGUCAAUAUAACCUUGAAUUUUAAAGAUUUGAGACAAACUAAGGUGUAACGACGAAGAAAGAUUUACGCCAACAUUACUGUAAUUAUUAAAGAUUUUCAAUGUACAAAUUCUAAAGUUAGUGUGCAAUGUUGAUGCAAAAGAAUAUUUAGAUUCUUAUGCUUAAAAUGGCAAUAAGUGACAAUCGAGAAACUUUUUCCUUUUUAUUUCAUAACUAUAAAAUACGCUUCAAAGAAACGCCAUCCGAACAUAAGAUACAAACUUGGAUACAAAUAAUCCGCUCUUAAUUUAAACUACUUCAUGUUUACGUUUUUUUUAUACUCGAUGAAUAAAUGAAAUGAAAUAUCGAA
This is a messenger RNA of Phlebotomus argentipes, 4655 nucleotides long. RefSeq lists its product as uncharacterized. The record is from RefSeq and is a predicted model, not a curated record. NCBI's taxonomy places the organism in Eukaryota, Metazoa, Arthropoda, Insecta, Diptera, Psychodidae. The coding region runs from base 1051 to 4356 and encodes 1101 amino acids. The transcript has 6 exons.